This is a messenger RNA of Fulmarus glacialis (Northern fulmar), 3528 nucleotides long. It is a transcript of the gene PRP4K, whose product is annotated as pre-mRNA processing factor 4B. Gene Ontology annotation, molecular function: protein serine/threonine kinase activity; ATP binding. The record is from RefSeq and is a predicted model, not a curated record. Lineage: Eukaryota; Metazoa; Chordata; Aves; Procellariiformes; Procellariidae. The coding region runs from base 1 to 3189 and encodes 1062 amino acids. The transcript has 16 exons. Gene Ontology annotation, biological process: peptidyl-threonine phosphorylation; mRNA cis splicing, via spliceosome; peptidyl-serine phosphorylation.
AUGACUGGCAACUCCCGGCUCCCGUUGGGGAGCGAAGAUCGAGCUGCCGCCUCCCCGCCGGACCGGGGCUCCCGGGGGGCGUUGUCCUGGCACCCCGGUGCAAAGAAAGCUGGCAGUUGUAUUAGCAGUCUGCAGUGGCCCGAGGUACUGCUGUGGUGCUGCAUCUCAUCUGGCACCUCUGCUACCAGCUUGCUUUUACGGAAUGCAAGGGUUGAGGAUGCUGAUGCAUCCGAGAAAAGUGUGAAUGAAGAAAAUGGGGAAGUAUCAGAGGCAGACCAACCUCAGAACAAGCACAGCCGACACAAAAAAAAGAAACACAAACACCGAAGUAAACACAAGAAACAUAAACAUUCUUCAGAAGAAGAUAAGGACAAAAAACAUAAACACAGACACAAACAUAAGAAACAUAAACGGAAAGAGGUACCUGAAACCUCUGACAAAGAAGACGGACCAGCUAAAAGAACUAAAAUUGAUUUUUUAGCUCCUCUGGAAGACUUGGAGAAACAAAGAGCAUUGUUGAAAGCUGAACUUGAAAACGAAUUAAUGGAAGGAAAAGUCCAGUCUGGGAUGGGAUUAAUAUUACAAGGUUAUGAGUCAGGAUCUGAAGAAGAGGGGGAGAUUAAUGAAAAAGUACGAAAUGGAACGAGACCUACAACUAAGUCAAACACUAAGGGGAAAUUAGAACCUGUGGACAAUAAAACUAGUUCCAAGAAAGGAAGUAAGAGUGAAUCAAAAGAAAGGACUAGGCACAGAUCUGACAAAAAGAAAGGCAAGGUAGGAGUUGAUGGAAUCAAAGAGAAGACAACUAGAAGCAAGUCAAAAGAGAGGAGGAAAUCCAAAAGCCCUUAUAAGAGAAGUAAGUCUCAAGAUCAGACAAGGAAAUCUAGGUCUCCAAUGCUUAAAAGGCGAUCUCAGGAGAAAAACAGAAAGUCUAAAUCUCCCCCAGAGGAUAGAAAUAAGGCUGAUGAUAAAAGUAAAUCAAGAGAUCGCAGAAAGUCUCCCGUUGUAAAUGAAAACAAAAGCAGAGAUCGUGGCAGAAAAUCUAAAUCUCCAGCAGAACUAAGAAGCAAAUCCAAAGAUAGAAGAUCACGGUCCAAAGAUAGAAAACCUAGGAGAUCAGAGACGGACAAAGAAAAAAAGCCAAUUAAAUCUCCUUCUAAAGAUGCUUCUUCAGGGAAAGAAAACAGGUCCCCUAGACGACCUGGCCGUAGUCCAAAAGGAAGAAGCUUAUCUCCCAAACAACGUGAAAAAUCAAGAAGAAGCAGAUCCCCUCUCUUUAAUGAUCGUAGAUCUAAACAGAGUAAAUCCCCUUCUCGAACCCGGUCUCCGGUUAGAAGAGUGAGGAGUAGAUCUGCAGAAAGGAAAAGACGAGAAUCAGAAAGGAGGCGUCUUUCUUCUCCCAGAACGCGGACCAGAGAUGAUAUUUUGUCUAGACGUGAAAGAUCAAAAGACGUUAGCCCACCCAGUAGAUGGUCCCCAUCCAGAAGAAGGUCUCGGUCUCCCAUUAGAAGGAGGUCUCGUUCACCCCUUCGACGUAGCCGAUCUCCAAGAAGGCGGAGUAGGUCUCCUCGAAGGAGGGAUAGAGGCCGAAGAAGUAGAUCUCGCCUUCGAAGGAGGUCCAGGUCACGUGGUGGCCAUAGACGUAGGAGCAGAAGCAAAGUUAAAGAAGACAAAUUUAAAGGUAGUCUUUCUGAGGGUAUGAAAGCUGAACAGGAGUCUUCAUCAGAUGAAAAUCUUGAAGACUUUGAUUUGGAAGAAGAGGAUGAGGAAGCAGAGAUAAGACAAAGAAGAUUACAGCGGCAAGCAAUUGUUCAGAAAUACAAAGGCCAGACAGAAGACAGUAAUAUAUCUGUACCGUCUGAACCAAGCAGUCCUCAAAGUAGCACGCGUAGUCGCUCAAAUUCACCAGACGACAUCCUAGAAAGAGUGGCUGCUGAUGUUAAGGAAUACGAACGUGAAAAUGUGGACACAUUUGAGGCAUCAGUAAAAGCCAAGCACAACCUCAUGACAGUUGAACAGAACAAUGGUUCAGCUCAGAAGAAACUGCUAGCUCCUGAUAUGUUCACAGAAUCAGAUGAUAUGUUCGCUGCAUACUUUGAUAGUGCUCGUCUAAGGGCUGCUGGGUUUGGAAAAGACUUCAAAGAAAACCCCAAUCUCAGGGAUAACUGGACUGAUGCAGAAGGCUAUUACCGUGUUAAUAUAGGUGAAGUUCUAGAUAAACGUUACAAUGUCUAUGGUUACACUGGUCAGGGAGUCUUCAGUAACGUAGUGCGAGCCAGGGACAUGGCAAGAGCAAACCAAGAAGUAGCGGUUAAAAUCAUCAGGAACAAUGAACUUAUGCAAAAAACUGGCCUGAAAGAACUGGAAUUUUUGAAGAAGCUCAAUGAUGCAGAUCCUGAUGACAAGUUUCAUUGUCUACGGUUGUUCAGGCAUUUCUACCACAAACAACAUCUCUGUCUGGUAUUCGAGCCACUCAGUAUGAAUUUACGAGAGGUGUUGAAAAAGUAUGGGAAAGAUGUUGGACUCCAUAUUAAAGCUGUGCGUUCCUACAGCCAGCAGUUGUUCCUGGCUUUAAAACUUCUUAAAAGAUGCAAUAUCCUACAUGCAGAUAUUAAACCAGAUAAUAUUUUGGUGAAUGAGUCUAAAACAAUAUUAAAGCUUUGCGAUUUUGGAUCAGCUUCACAUGUUGCAGAUAAUGACAUCACACCGUAUCUAGUUAGUAGAUUUUAUCGAGCUCCAGAAAUCAUUAUAGGAAAAAUCUAUGACUAUGGUAUAGAUAUGUGGUCUGUAGGCUGCACAUUAUAUGAACUUUAUACAGGAAAAAUACUCUUUCCUGGCAAAACCAAUAACCAUAUGUUGAAACUAGCCAUGGAUCUCAAAGGAAAGAUGCCAAACAAGAUGAUUCGAAAAGGUGUGUUCAAAGAUCAGCACUUUGAUCAAAAUCUCAACUUUAUGUAUAUAGAAGUAGAUAAAGUGACAGAAAGGGAGAAAGUCACUGUUAUGAGCACCAUUAAUCCAACCAAGGACCUGUUAGCAGACUUGAUUGGGUGCCAACGACUCCCUGAAGACCAGCGUAAAAAAGUACACCAGCUAAAGGACUUGUUGGACCAGAUUCUAAUGUUAGACCCAGCUAAACGGAUUAGCAUCAACCAGGCUCUGCAGCACGCCUUCAUCCAGGAAAAAAUUUAAACCAGAUGAAGAAGUUCAAAGGGUUUGAGUAAUUAAGAUACAAAGACUGAAGAAAUUUCACAGCAGUUAUUAAUGUAUAUAAACAUAAAUAUUUCCCCUGCAAAGUUGAGGAAGAAAUGAUACAUUUGAAUUAACAUCAAGGCUGAUAUUUCUUUUAGAAAUGUUAGAGUAAUUCUGUUUUGUGUCUUAUGUGAAAAUUUUCACUGUAGAACUGUUUUAAUUGCCAAGACUGCACAGAAGUACAAUGCUAAUGUAUAUGGUUGCAGUUCGUAUAUAUUAUAAAAAGAAAAAAGCAUCUGUUAUAAAAAAAAAAAAGAAAGAAAAAAAAAAGAGCAGUAA